Messenger RNA from Tetrahymena thermophila SB210, 5169 nucleotides. Its product is annotated as kinase domain protein. NCBI's taxonomy places the organism in Eukaryota, Ciliophora, Oligohymenophorea, Hymenostomatida, Tetrahymenidae. Gene Ontology annotation, molecular function: protein binding. The record is from RefSeq and is a predicted model, not a curated record. The transcript has 2 exons.
AUGAAAGAAUAUUUCAUCAAUUCAACCAUUUUGAAAUUGAUUUUAGAUUUUAUAUGGAUAUAAGUAUCAUUUUAGGAUAAUAUUAAUUAGAUAUACUCCCCAAAGCAGCUUAAUUAAGUCAAUUUGACUGAAUCCUGGAUACCUCUUUGUAUUGUAGCUACUAGCUAAAGUAAUUUAGUUUUUGUAUCAAGCGGUUUCGAUGGCAUACAAGUAGUUGACAGAUUUGGUAGUAAAAUCUAUCUAUCUUUUAAUAUUAGCGAUAGCUACAUAUCAACUUUCCAAGUUAAUUAAAAUGGUGAGACAUUAUUUUUGGCUGUUAAUUAAACUUUGCAGGUUUAUUCUCUUAGUUAUUCGUAAAUAAAUUAGGAGUUAGUUAAAAUUGAGAAGUUGAAUAUGUUACAGUAGCUGAAUUUCUCUCAAAUAAUUCUGUCAACCAAAUAUGUAGAGGAUUUAGAGCUACUCUUCGUUUCUGGAAACUAGGGUUUGAUUAUUGCGUAUGACACUUCUAAUAAAUCUAAUAUUACUCAAGUAGGCUCGUAUAAUAUCUAAAAUACAAGAGUCCUGGACUUUUUUAUUACAAGAGAUUCUUAAUUCCUCUUUGUUAGUGCUUAUUAAAAAGGACUUUAUAUAUUGAAAUUAGAAAUAACAAAUUCUAAUUAAGUAAAUAAAGUGCGUCAACUUAAUUUUGUAUUAUCAGGCCAAGGAAAUCCAGGCUAUUAGGCUUCAAGAUGUCUGGCUACCUAAGAUUUCAUUGUAUAUUGCUAUGAUAUUUGGACUGGUUUAUAUUUUGCUAAUUACCAAUCUCUUAAAUAGUUAGGAAGAAGUACAACUCCAAUAACUGCUAAUUUUACUCUCUACUAACCUCAGAAAUAAUUAGUACUUACUUUUUCUGAGCUGAUAAUGAAUAAAGAAGAGACUCUUCUUUUUGCAGGAGUAAGAUCUUAUGGGAUAUUUGUGCUUGACAUCAAAACGCGUAAUUAAAUAAAAUUAUUUUAAUAAAUUGGUCCCUACACUGAGAUAUAGUCCAUCAAGCUCUCCUCAGACCAAAACUUUCUUUAUGUUACAAGCGUUUCAAGUCUUUUUACAUUUUAGUAAAUUUAAAUUAACUCGAAUGACAAUUAUCCUAAUCUUUUUAACAUGCAUCAAUCAAACUUUUAUUAGCUUGACAACUUCCUUUACAGGACAUGCUAUAUUGAUCCUUAGGAUGAAUAUCUUUUUGGAGCGUUUGAUUUCGAAGGAAUGCAUGUUUUCCCUUUUUACAGGAAUCCUUACAGGUUAAAUGUUAAUAAUUCUAAAUUUUAUGAUGUAUACACUGAUUAGAUCAAAUUCGAUACAUCAGGCAGGUACGCUAUUGUACCUUAAUAUUAUAAAGGGAGCAUACUCAGUAUUUACUAAAUACGCCCUCUUGAUAAUACUCCAUAGUAGCAACAAAUAUCUCCAAUGAAUAUGAAAUUAAUUAAAAGCUAUCCUUAUGAUAAUUCUUACUUUUCUUAAACAUUUUCUUUUAACUUAGAUAGAACUAUGGCAGUUUAGCCAAUCUAAUAUGGAGUUACUCUAUACAACUCAACAGAUAUUUUUAACUUGUAAAUUCAUUCUGUUUGGAAAAUGCCUGAUUUUAUUUUAGGGGAUUUAAAUGGUGCUUGUUUAACCUAUGAUAGCAAAUGGGUGGUUGCUUUAUUAUAUUAGAUAGGGUUUUUGGUAGUAAAUAUUGAAGAUAGGGCAGCUCCAAAACUAGCUAACUAUUAUCUAAACAAUGGCGCAGAAGAUAUUCUACCUUCAGUUUAUUAUAACUAUGUAUACUUGAUAGAUGGGACUAAAGGUUUCGCAAUAAUCGAUUCUAGUGUUUUCCCAAAAAUCAAUAUUAUCUCUAGAAUAAAAUUAUAGGGUAGUGCAAUUUAUGGGUUAAUACUGUAGAAGGAAGACUAUAUUAUAAUAGCUUAAAAUGAUUUAGGAAUGGCAACUUUAAUAAAUAUGAAGGAUAAAUACUUUCCGUAGAUUGUCAGCUCAGCCAACUACCUGAAUGAACAUGCAGAAGGAGUAUGCGUGUGUCAUACAAUGAAUUAAAUUUUUCUUACAACUGCGAAUGGUAUAUUAACUUUACCAUUUAAAAGCGAAAUUAAAAUACAUACUGCAGUGUAUUAAAUAAGACAAUACUCAUCCUCCUAGCUUAGAAAAUAAGCAUACCCUCAAGCAAGCUAGAAAGGCACCAAAACCAGUCCAAACUUAAUUAACGAAUAUAUUUUUUUAGUUGGGCAGACAAUCGAAUUAGACUUUGAAAUAAUUUAUCCAACAAACUUGUAUAUGAAAAUAACCAAAGUUUACUUUUAUACUAAUGAAAUUUAAUCAGAUAUUCCUUCUUUCUUCUCAUAUAAUUUUUAGUAGUAGAGCCUAUAAAUGUACAUCGACUAAUCUUUAGGUAGCAAUGAUGGUACUCCUAAACAAAAUAUGGUUUUAAUAAAAACACAGAUACCUCUAGAUGUUACUUCAUUUAUUUACAGUGCAGAGGAUUCAUAUGAUUUAGCAGUCACUAAUUCAGACCAAUCUGCUGCCAUCUAUAAUAGUAUGAUAUCAUAAAACAUACUCAACUCUGAUGGAUCAGUAAAUGAUAAAUUCGAUUUCUAUAAAAAUCUAAUUUUAAAUAAUGAAUUAAAAAUCGAGCUAAUCAAUCUAUCUCAAAAAAAUGAAGCAAGCCUAAAUGAAACAGCAAUUGAACAAUUAGCUCAAAAAAUUAGCUUAACCCUUAAGAAAUCAUAUUUUUUGAAUCCUUUCAAAUUUUAUGUUGUUUCAUCUUUAUAAUUUAACAAUAAAAGCACUUUUCAGUUCAUCAAAACAAAUUCUUUAAAAUAAGUGGAAGUUACUUUGUAGAUUAACAGCAACGAUGGAAAGCUUCUGCAAAAGAAUUAAGACAGUGUUAUUUUUUAGAUUUCACAAUCGAAAGAUUAACUAAAAAUUACAGGAACCUUGGAAAGCGUAAAUAAAGUUUUAUAGCAAAAGAUUAUUUUUGCUAAUAGCACUGCUUUCUCUGAGAAGGACUCCCCAUAAAUAACUAUUACUAUUGAUGAUAAUACAAACUUUCCUCUAACGCUGAAAUAAAGUAUUUAUGAAAGUAAUUUUAUCAUUCUUAAGAAUUCAAUAAAAUUAAAUGAUAAGCUAAACCUACAAUAUUAACUGAAUAACUAAUAUCAAGGUGGUAUUGUGUAUAUUGAAUCAGAUGUAGCGAUUUCAUUUUCUUCAAACACAUUCUAUGUCAAAGAUUCGAAAUAAAUUACUUAUUAAACUUUUUAUCUCAAUCCAAAUGGAAAUUUUUCAUUGAUACCUCCAAACUUAUGGCUUCAAUAGAUGAGUAGUGACAAAAUGAAUUUUAAAGGUACGACUACCUCAGCAAUUUAUGGCAAACAGUAUUAAUUUAAAGUAAUAGCAACAGAUGGAUACACUAUUGCUGAAGAUUUUUUCACUGUUGAAGUAACCGGGAUACCUUUUACAUAUGCAUUGAAUUUAAUUUUGAAAAUAUUAGGUCCAGUACUAGCUGUUUUUGGAAUUUAUAAGGAAAGAUUUACUUUUUAUAAUAUGAUUUUUAGAAUAUCAGUAACAUUUUCAGAUGAAGAAAUAGUGUGUGGCAAUCCAUUUAAAAAAAGAAUUAUUAUUAUAAGCGAUGAAUAAGAAGAUGCUAUGGUUAUUUUCAAUAAUUUAAUUAAAAAUAUAAUACAAAAAAGGCCGAAAGGAUAGUAAGAAAGCGACUCAGAAAGACCCUCAACUAGCUUAAAGAAAAAGAUAUAUGAUAUAUAAAAAUAGAUAAAAACAUGGAAUGACAAGUAAUCUGAAUUUUAAGAAAUCUUAAAAUUAGAAAAAAAAAAAAAAUCAAACUUUGAAUCGAAAUUGUAACACUAAUACAUUUUAAAAAUUUAAAAAGAACUCUCCAUAGCUGGAUAUUAAAAUAAUGUAUCUGAACUACAAAAAAGAUAUCUUGAUAAGCAAGGAAGCUUAAUGCUAUCUUAAGUUAUCUAAGAUGUAGUAGAUUUUUAAAUAAAACCUAUCUCAUAUCAGUCAAAAUCUUAAGAUUAAUAUUUAGAAGAAAUAUCUGAUCCUAACUCUUUGCUGCAACGAAUAUUGAGGGCUUUGAUGUCUAGGCAUUUACUGAAAUAGGACAAAAGAUCAUAAAUUAUUUAUGAAUAUAUCAAAAACUAUUGUUCUUAAAUCAUCCAACAAAAUAAAAAUGAUUGGUUUAAAGCAAUUGUUAAAAUUACAUAUAAUACAGAUUAAGAACUUAAAAACACAGAAAAAAUUACUUUGUUUCCUCAAUUAAAACUGAAUUACAGUGUUUUAAAUGAAAUAAUCAAAAGUCUAAACUUGACGGAUUAAUAAAAUUUAUAGCUAAUUCCUUAGAAUUUAGAGUAGUUAAAGAAGUUGAUAGACUAGCAUAACCUCAGAUUCAAUAUGCAUUUAAUUCGAGAAGUUAUAUUUGCAGAUGCACUUGGUUUUCCUGAAGAAAAACCAAAUAGAUUCAAACCUUCUAUGGGUUAAUGUAUACAUAUAAAUUUUUAUGAAAUAAGUUAAAUAAUUGCUUACAAACAAAGAAAAAUAUUUGAAUUCUUAAGACCAAUCUAUAGAUUUUUUAAUAUGGAAUACACUAAGUAUGGUUUCUCUAAAAAUAUGAGGUUGCCUUCUUGGCUCUACUUUGAUUAAAAGAGCAAUAUAAUUUUGCUUCACGGUACUCCUUAAAAGUGUGAUAUAGAAGAAGUGCUUCUAAAGAUAUAUGAUAAAAGUGGUUAUGUUAUAUAUUAAUUUAUAUUGAAAGUAGUUUAUCAAAAUUAAAAAUAAGAGUUAAAACUUUUUAAAAGAAAAAUUGAUUAAAUAUACAAUGAGACAGAGGAAUUCUAAUAAUAAGAAGAAUCAGUGCAUUCAAAAAUAAAUGAGCAAAAUAAAUUAUUGUCUAUUCGUUCACCUAAAAUAUCUUUAAUAAAAAAUACCUACAAUUAAAGUGAGACACUUGAAGACUCAACUUAAAGUAUAUUCAAAGUUAGAACAUAAGGAAAUAGCCCUAUGCUAAAAGCUUCACCUGAAAAUUAAUGUGUCUUAUUGGAAACGAAUAUUUAAGACACUAAAAUUGAGCAAAUCUGUUAUACUAACUUUGAUGAUUUCUAAAAAAUAUUAGUAUGUAUACCUUUUUGA